AUGGCUCCCUCGGCAGCUCUCGCUCCGGCGGCCUUCCGCUCCGCCUUCUCGGCGCCGCUCGCCUCGAACCCUACCCGUAAUAGAAUAAACAUAGAAGGUGCUUUCUGUUUGCCGUGUUCCACGAGGAAGAGAGCUAGUUAUAGACCUUUCCGAGUGUACAGUUUAUUUGGAGGGAAGAAGGAUAAAGAUGAGAAUGGUGAUGAGGCGCCAUCGAAAGCAGGAAUUUUUGGAAAUAUGCAAAAUCUCUAUGAAACUGUUAAGAAGGCCCAAAUGGUUGUCCAAGUUGAGGCUGUCCGGGUGCAAAAGGAGCUUGCAGCGACUGAGAUUGAUGGUUAUUGUGAAGGUGAACUAAUCAAGGUUACACUUUCUGGAAACCAGCAACCUAUUAGAGUUGAAAUUACGGAAGCUGCAAUGGAGUUGGGUGCUGAAAAACUUUCCGAGUUGGUCAACGAUGCUUACAAGGAUGCGCAUCAACAGAGCGUCCAGGCCAUGAAAGAGAGGAUGGCUGACUUGGCACAGAGCUUAGGAAUGCCUGCGGGCCUCGGCGAUGGUCUCAAGUGA
Molecule: messenger RNA, 561 nt
Organism: Miscanthus lutarioriparius
Lineage: Eukaryota; Viridiplantae; Streptophyta; Magnoliopsida; Poales; Poaceae
Source: the annotation of a GenBank genome assembly